AUGAGCUACUGCAGCGCGCCAGAAACAACGUGUAAACACCCCAUAAUUGUCGGCCAUGUGUCGUAUCUGACUUCCAUGAUUGUGGACGUCUUUCGGAUAUAUCGAAUAGCCUCUAAGCGUAUAUGGUCGUCGCACUACCCCGACGUGUUCAUGCGGGAGGCGCUGGCCAUGCGCCUCGGACUCACGGAGAGCAGGGUCGCCGUGUGGUUCCAGAACCGGCGCGCGAAGUGGCGCAAGAAGGAGCACACGCGGAAGGGCCCGGGCCGCCCCGCCCACAACGCCCACCCGCACUGCUCGGGCGAGCCCAUCCCGCCCGAGGAGCUGGAGCGCCGCGAGCGCCUCCGCCGCGAGAAGAAGCUGCUCAAGCAGCUGGAGCGGCAGCAGCGCAAGCUGGCGCUCAAGGGCGUGCACGUCAGCCUCGAGCAGCUGCGCCGCGAGUACGAGUCGCAGCACAAGCCGGAGUCCGACGCGGGCGCGGAGGGCGAGGCGGGCGGCCUCGAGGCGCGGGCGCAGCAGCCGCGCGAGACCUCCGUCAAGAGAGCCGCCUUCUCCAUCGAGAGCAUCCUGGCGCCGUCGCGCCCCGAGGACCGCGGCCCGCCCUCGCCGGGCACGCUGCUCCGCGGGGCGCCCACGCCUCCGCCCACGCCCCAGGACGGCGCCGCGCACCCCCUGCACCUUCAGGCCGCCAAGCGGGAGGUGCAGGACCUGCACCCCCCCGCGUGCAGCCUGCCCGAGGCCCCCCCGGCGGCGAGGCCCUCCGCCUCCCCUUCGGCGCGCCCUCCGCCUCCAGCAGAGAGGACCACCUGGCCAGCUGCCUGGACCAGCUGAGCCCGCUCGGCUCCCUCAGCCCUCCGAUCCAGCUGGCCGCCCUCUCGGCCGUGGGCGCCAGGGAGGAGCAGCUGGAGGGCGGGCCGGGCGCCAGCUGCCAGCCCGAGGACCUGACGGGCGACAGAAGCCCCGGCGGGGAGUGCUGAUGCCCCGUGCGUCCCUAGGCGCCCAUCGACGGCUGUUAUACCCAUGUAUCAAAGGACACGUGAUACCUGUCGUUUGCAAUUGGCGUGUGCAGCGCCCGGAGGCCGCGGCCCCGCUCGGCGCAGGAACAGCGCGCCCAAGCGACCAACUAAUCUGUGUUUCCGGUGAUCGUCAGUGCAUCCUGGCCCCCCCCCCUCCCUCUGCCCAAGACAAAGGACCAACAGAGGAAAAUAGAAAGACUCAAAAUUAUUUUCGCAGGACAAAGGGACUCGAAACUCGAAACUAGUCUCCUUCCUCAUAAUCGACACCCUCUCCUUCCCUCCAUACCCACCUCCCCUCCCCUCCCCUCCCCGCUCCCCCUCCCAAUCACCCAACCCACAGAGAAAGUCUCAAAGCCAAUCAGAAUCUCCUCGUCCCUCUCCUUCGUCCUAUUUUUUUCUCCUCAUCUUCCUCAUCGUCCCCAAAAAAGGACCCGUAAUACCAAGAACACAUUAACGCACAUUUGUUUUCGUUGAUAUAUCGUACCGUAACAUAUCUAUUCUACACAUAUUUGUUUACAGUGUGACAUUCAGUUUGUCUAAUUACGAUACUGAGACGCUGUAGAUGAAACUUAAACAUAUCCAUUUGUGAUGACCGUUGCCUAAAGAAUAUAUAAAACAGGCAAAGAAAAAAAUGUUAGUCUAAAAUUCAAAAUACAGUAACACAAUAACGAUUAAGUAAACAAGAACAUGCUACACCUUAGACUUAAAACACAUGUAUCAAAAUAAAACGCAUCUAUUGGCAUUAAAUUUGCUCUAGAUUAUAUGAUUUCCUAGUACGAUCUUUCAUUCUAACAACUCACCUCUAUAGCUUAAUUAAUGUUUUAUUAUUUCGUACAAUUAUGGAUUUUGUCAUAUGUUUUUUUUUUUUUUUUUUUUUUGUAUCCUUUGGAUCUUUUUUCUCGUCCACAUUUCCAUUUUCCUUGUCUCCUUAGGAUUUUUUUUUCUUUUCUAGGAUUUCUUUUCAGAUUCCUCUAUUCCUUGUCUUGUUUUACGAUAUAUAUUCUUUCUCUCUUUGCUUCUUCCUCCUUCUUCUCUAUUUCUUCCUUCCGCCUUCCUCUCUCUUUCCUUCUUCCUCCUCCUUCUCUCUGCUUCCUCGUCCUUUCUCUCUGUUCUACCCCU
Molecule: messenger RNA, 2132 nt
Organism: Penaeus monodon (black tiger shrimp)
Lineage: Eukaryota; Metazoa; Arthropoda; Malacostraca; Decapoda; Penaeidae
Product: homeobox protein unc-4 homolog
Biological process (GO): regulation of DNA-templated transcription
Molecular function (GO): DNA-binding transcription factor activity, RNA polymerase II-specific; sequence-specific double-stranded DNA binding
Source: RefSeq, a predicted model, not a curated record